CUUCCUUUCUCCUCUCCUCUUCCUUUCCCCCUUCCUUUCUUCUCCUCCUUCUUCAACAUGACAUCAACCUCUGAACCUCAGGGCAAUCUGGCCACUACAUCCGCUGCCUCUGAGCCUGCCGCCACCGCCACUGCCCAACAUGCCUCGCGAGGACAGUCCACCUCCUCCUCCUCCACCGCCGCCGAACUCGCCAGUGCAAAGAUAAGCCUGGAGAAGUCCCUCCGCCGCUUCCCCGACUUCCCCAUUCCCGGCAUUAACUUCCUGGAUAUCAUGCCAUGGUUCCUCGACCCGAACGUCCACGCCACCCUGCUCCGCUCUCUCGAGCUCCAGCUCCAGCACUUCGGCACUGACGGCAACUCCAUCAAGCCUGAUGUCGUCGUCGGCCUUGACGCCCGCGGUUUCCUCUUCGGGCCCUCCCUUGCCCUGCGCCUUGGUGCUAGCUUCGUUCCCGUCCGGAAGCAGGGUAAGCUGCCCGGGCCCUGCGUCACCGCCCAGUACACCAAGGAGUACGGCGUCGACUAUUUCCAAAUGCAGGAGGGCUCUAUCGCCAAGGGACAAAAGGUCCUCAUCGUGGACGACAUCAUUGCUACUGGUGGUUCUGCUGCAGCUGGAGGCGACCUCGUCAAGCAGCUCGGAGGCACCUUGAUCGGCUACCUCUUCAUCGUCGAGAUUCCCUUCCUCAAGGGCCGCGACAAGCUCGACAAUGUCCCGGUCGUGACCCUGCUCGACAUCAACGAGUAA
Messenger RNA from Cryphonectria parasitica EP155, 741 nucleotides. Its product is annotated as PRTase-like protein. Bases 58 to 741 code for a protein of 227 amino acids. The transcript has 2 exons. The record is from RefSeq and is a predicted model, not a curated record. Gene Ontology annotation, biological process: AMP salvage; adenine salvage. Gene Ontology annotation, cellular component: cytoplasm. Lineage: Eukaryota; Fungi; Ascomycota; Sordariomycetes; Diaporthales; Cryphonectriaceae. Gene Ontology annotation, molecular function: adenine binding; AMP binding; adenine phosphoribosyltransferase activity.